GUAACGAACGGACAAGUGACGCAGCGGAGGGAGGCGGUGGAGGUGAAAAACAUUCUGUACGUUCAGCACAGUGUGAGAGGAAGUCCUUGGCGUUGUCCUGCGCUGUUUCUCUCUCGGUUGCUCUUGUUGUGCCCAUCAGGAUGCUACGUGCCUUUGUACCCAGUCCUCUUUGGUCGAGGUCUUGGGGGCGUUGGCGGGUUUCUAGUAAUCAGCUCGCAUUGAAUCGUCUGAAUGCGUAGCUACAGUCAUCCAUCCAUCUUUGCGUACGUUGUUGGUGGGCUGCGUGUCAUAACUUCCGCGAAGAAGAAGGAACGGGUUCGUUGAUUCCCCCCCUGCUCAGCGCUCGCUUUGCUGUUCACCCGUUAUUCACGGCGAGACAGUAUUACACGUGUUGCAACAGGGGAAGGCUGGCUGGGGAGAGGGCUGCUUUGGUCAAGGGGCGCGAGAGUAUGAGGAGUCGUUAGUCAUCGAAAGGCAGCAGUAGUUGUGGCUGUGAGUGAGUUGGAGGCCUGAAGGAGAAGAGCGCGAGAGGGGGGAGAAGGGGGGGGGGGCGGGGCGGUGUUGUGGUGGGGACCACCACUGAAGUUUGUUGUAGGGUUUGUUUUCGCGUUCUAUCCAGAUGCUCGGGUAUGGUUGUUUGACCGCUAAGCCGGGGGGCGUCGACCUGACUGGAGCGUCUUGCGCUUCGUCGUUUCGCCUGCUUUGUCGCGACGCGGCAGACGGGUGGAAUCUCCAGCUGUAUCCCAAUCAAGAGCAGCAGGACGUGGCGCCUGCAGCGAUGAUGGAUCGAGGAGGCUAUGAGAGUCGCCCGGAAAAGCGAGCUAGGCUGGAUGACACGCGGCAGUGUGCUGAAGAGGCACAGCCAGGAUAUAGUGGCCGUGACGAGUAUGCCCCCGUGGCAAGGGGAGGUUGUAUACCCGGUGCACCCCCACCAACCGCCAUCGCUGCUGGAGUUCAUCAUCAUCAUCAUCACCAACAGAAUCACCAUCACCAGAAUGGGGCUCGGGGCGCGUCUGCGCCGUGGCGUGAAGACGACAAAGAUGGCCAUUUUGUUUACGAGCUUGCGGAGAACCUCACCCCUAGAUACAAAAUACUCAGCAAAAUGGGUGAAGGAACGUUUGGGCGUGUAUUGGAAUGCUGGGAUCGCGAAAAGCAGGAGUUUGUGGCCGUCAAAGUGAUCAGGAAUGUGCCGAAGUAUCGGGACGCUGCCAUGAUUGAAAUAGAUGUGCUCCACACGCUUGCCAAACAUGACAAGACGGGUUCACGGGGUUGCGUGCAGCUGAAGCAUUGGUUCGACUACCGCAAUCAUGUCUGCAUGGUCUUCGAACGGCUCGGUCCGAGUUUGUAUGAUUUUCUGAGAAAGAAUAACUAUCGGCCGUUCGCUAUUGAUCUUGUCCGUGACUUUGGUGUUCAACUUCUGGAGGCCGUUGCGUUUAUGCAUGACCUCUCUCUUAUUCACACCGAUCUGAAGCCGGAGAACAUUCUCCUCGUAUCGUCAGAGUAUGCCAAGUACCCAGAACCGAAGGCAUCACAACCUGGAAAGCACUUUCGCCGUGUGCCACUCUCCAGUGAAAUCAAAUUGAUAGACUUUGGAAGCGCAACGUUUGACAGCCAUUACCAUUGCUCGGUAGUCUCCACACGGCACUACAGGGCGCCCGAGGUUAUCCUAGGAUUGGGGUGGACAUACCCAUGUGAUCUCUGGAGUGUCGGGUGUAUUUUGGUGGAGCUGGUUACGGGUGAUGCUCUGUUCCAGACACAUGAGAAUCUUGAACAUCUUGCCAUGAUGGAAAGGGUGCUGGAUCGGAUUCCUGUACACAUGAUCAAGAAGGCAGACCGACGAAGUGAGAAGUACUUCCGGCAGGGGAAAGAGCUUAAUUGGCCUGAAGGAGCAGUCUCCAGGGAGAGCAUUCGAGCUGUGAAGAGGUUACCUAGACUUAAGGGCAACUUGGCUUGAUGGGGAGGGUGGGUGGAUAUGAGGUACGCUCUACUGAAGCCCAUGUGUGGGUGGAUGUGGGAGAUGGGAAGAAGGAUCCAGGCAGGGUAAGGCAGUGAUGUGAAGUAUAUUAUAUUGGGCAUUUGCAGAGGACACACGAAGUGCUGCGUUGUGGUAGUGCGUUGUGCGUGGAAAAGCAAGGACGAAACCCUCCUGAAGUGACCUACUUCGCUGAGCCUUUUUCGUAGGGGAGACGAUGCUGAACCAGGAAGUGAAAAGGGUGAGAAACGGUGAGAUCCAACACGU
Messenger RNA from Chara braunii, 2239 nucleotides. NCBI's taxonomy places the organism in Eukaryota, Viridiplantae, Streptophyta, Charophyceae, Charales, Characeae. The record is from the annotation of a GenBank genome assembly.